GGCACGGCCAUGGCGGAGCGGGGCCGGGGCUGGGCGCGGGCCGUGCGGGGGCUGCUGCUCGAUGUCAGCGGGGUCCUCUACGACAGCGGCGCCGACGGCGGCGUCCCCAUCGCGGGCUCGGCCGAGGCCGUGCGCAGGAUCAAAGCCUCCGGGCUGAAGCUGCAGCUCUGCACCAACGAAACCCAGGCGACCCGGGAGAAUUUCGUGCGGAAGCUGCGGGCCAUGGGCUUCGACAUCUCGGUGGCCCAAGUGACCGCGCCGGCGCCGGCCGCCUGCCGCCUCCUGAGGGAGCGAGGCCUGAGGCCUCACCUGCUGGUGCACGACGAUCUUGUCCCUGAAUUUGCUGAGAUUGAUAAGACAAACCCAAACUGUGUGGUUCUUGGAGAUGCAGCAGAAAACUUCACCUACGCAAACCUCAACGAGGCUUUCCGACUUCUGAUCGGGAUGGAGAAGCCUGUUUUGAUCUCCCUUGGAAAAGGACGCUACUAUAAAGAAACUGAUGGGCUGAAACUUGAUGUUGGAGCAUAUAUGAAGGCAUUAGAGUAUGCUUGUGAUAUCCAGGCUGAGGUGGUGGGGAAACCAGCAAAAAGGUUUUUUGAGUCAGCCCUGGCAGAACUGGGAGUUCCACCAGAGCAGGCCAUCAUGAUCGGGGAUGACAUCGUGAGUGAUGUCGGGGGAGCGCAGCGGUGCGGGAUGAGAGCGCUGCAGGUGCGGACGGGCAAGUACAGGCCGUCCGAUGAAAACCACCCCGAGGUGAAGCCUGAUGCCUACGUGAACAACCUAGCUGAGGCUGUGGACAUCAUCCUCCAGGAGAUGUAAAUCCCAGCAGGAGCUGUAAAUCCAGCAGGAGCAGGGAUGAGCCCUCACGUGCAGCCCCUCCACGGAACCACUUCAUCCUCUCCCACCUCCAUCUCACCUGAAUGAACCCAGCCCAGCCUUGUGGUGCAGGGUGGUGGGCACCUGCCUUCCGAAAUAUUUCACAUAAUGGUACUAAAAUGAUCUACUGACCUCCCAUGCAAGGGAGCACCAAACCUGCUGUCCUCUGGCAAGUCCUGAAUGCCCUGCCCUUGGUGCCUGUGAGGGGCCUCAGCCUCCUCUGGGUGAUGCUGGGGGGCUGUUCCCCCUUUUCAUCUUUGCUCACACUGGGAAGACGGAAAACAGGGAACCCAGGCACCUCCUCAUGAAUGGAUUUACCUGUUUAACCCCCAUGUCCUGUGCCUUUUGGGAUGGGAAUGUCCUUUGGGGGCUGAUGGAGGCCACCAAGCUCCUGUGUGUGCCUCGGGUGGCACAGAAGCCCUGGGGAGGGGACAGCCCCACGUGCCUUGGCAUGGCAGGAGCUGUGGUUCUGCCAGGACCAGCCCGUCUGGAGCAGCCCCAGGAGGGGGCACAGGAAUCAGUAACACAUCAGGGAAUAACUGCACCAUCCUGUCAGGAAUAAACCCUGUCCUUUGGAUCUG
Molecule: messenger RNA, 1457 nt
Organism: Pyrgilauda ruficollis (rufous-necked snowfinch)
Lineage: Eukaryota; Metazoa; Chordata; Aves; Passeriformes; Passeridae
Gene: LHPP
Product: phospholysine phosphohistidine inorganic pyrophosphate phosphatase
Exons: 7
Coding region: 10-819 (269 amino acids)
Biological process (GO): dephosphorylation
Cellular component (GO): cytosol
Molecular function (GO): phosphatase activity; inorganic diphosphate phosphatase activity
Source: RefSeq, a predicted model, not a curated record